AUGUUCGCCCGCUCCAUCCUUCGCGGUGCCCGCACCGUCAGCACCGUAGGCAGAUCGACCAGAUUUGCACGCCCGUUCGCAUCGAACACCGGUUCGGUCACUGAUACACGACCACGUGAAGCCGGUCUCGUCUCGAAGAGCGAAGUUCCAGCUGUCUCCUAUGCCGAUGGUGAGGUUCAGCGAACUACCCUGUCCAUUGAUGAGAAGAUCGAAGCUACCGAGGUUGGCGCCGACAAGGUCACACCACUGAGCCGCGAGGUCUAUAACAAGAUGACCCCCAGCUUGCAAAGGAUGUCUAUCAUGGACAAGGUUGUCAUUAUUACUGGUGGUGCUCGUGGUUUGGGAAACCAUAUGGCUCGUUCAUGUAUCGAGGCAGGAGCGAAGGCCAUGAUCAUCUUUGAUGCCAAUCCGGAGCUGGGUGUUCAGUCUGCCGCCGAGUUGCAUGAGGCUACAGGCUCCAAAAUCCCCGUUGAGUUCUUUGGUAUCGAUAUUCGCAAUGCUACUGCCGUCGAAAAUGCGCUCGCUGCAGUAAUUCAGAAGCAUGGAGUUCCGGAUGUGCUGAUAAACUCUGCUGGUAUUGCUGAUUCUAAUAUCCCUGCUGAAACCUAUGACCAUGACAUGUGGCGUCGCUUGAUCGACAUCAACUUGAGCGGUUCAUUCUUCGUGGCCCAGACCGUUGGAAAGGCUAUGAUCGCUGCUGGCAAACCGGGCUCUAUCAUCCUUGUUGCUUCUAUGUCGGGCAGCAUCGUCAACUACCCCCAAGAACAAUCAUGCUACAAUGCAUCAAAGGCUGGUGUGAUUCAGCUUGGCAAGUCACUCGCUGCGGAGUGGGCCAAGUAUAAUAUCCGUGUGAACUGCAUCUCUCCAGGUUACAUGGACACCGCUCUCAACAAUGUUCCAGCACUUGACGCGCAGAAGGUAAUCUGGAAGAGCAUGACCCCCCAGGGACGUCUUGGUGCUGUCGAUGAUCUUAAUGGUGUUGCCGUCUUCCUUGCAUCAGAUGCCUCUGCCUUCAUGACUGGUUCCAACCUGAUUAUCGACGGAGGCUACACGCUCUAUUAA
Venustampulla echinocandica is the source of this 1062-nucleotide messenger RNA. RefSeq names its product putative D-arabinitol 2-dehydrogenase. Lineage: Eukaryota; Fungi; Ascomycota; Leotiomycetes; Helotiales; Pleuroascaceae. The record is from RefSeq and is a predicted model, not a curated record. The coding region runs from base 1 to 1062 and encodes 353 amino acids. The transcript has 4 exons. Gene Ontology annotation, molecular function: oxidoreductase activity, acting on the CH-OH group of donors, NAD or NADP as acceptor.